This is a messenger RNA of Aspergillus viridinutans, 1428 nucleotides long. RefSeq names its product FAD-dependent monooxygenase spyC. The transcript has 4 exons. Gene Ontology annotation, molecular function: FAD binding. The record is from RefSeq and is a predicted model, not a curated record. Bases 1 to 1428 code for a protein of 475 amino acids. NCBI's taxonomy places the organism in Eukaryota, Fungi, Ascomycota, Eurotiomycetes, Eurotiales, Aspergillaceae.
AUGACGACCAAGUCCCCCUUCAAAGUCAUAAUCGUGGGCGGAUCGAUCGCCGGGCUCACCCUCGCCCACUGCCUCAGCAAAGCAGGCAUUGACUACAUCGUUCUCGAAAAGCGGAAGCAGAUUGCGCCGCAGCAGGGCGCGUCUAUCGGUAUUUUUCCACAUGGGGGCCGGAUUUUGCAGCAGUUGGGGAUAUUCUAUUUGGUUGAGGAGCAGAUUGAACCAUUGCACACGGCGCAUCAGUGCUUCCCUGAUGGCUUUACGCAUACCACUAAGGCCCCACGGAUUAUUCAUGAGCGCUUUGGUCUGCCUCUCGCUUUCCUAGAGCGGAGACGAAUGCUCAGAGUGCUUUAUGACACACUUCCCGAUUCGUCCCGAGUUCUGGUGGACAAGGCUGUCAUUUCCGUGGAGCGGGAGGAUUCAGACCUAAUGAGGGUCACGACCCACGAUGGAAAUGUAUAUCAUGGCAAUCUGGUUGUCGGUGCUGAUGGUGUGCACAGUCGAGUGCGCGCCGAAAUGUGGCGGCUGGCCAAUUCGCAAAGUCCAGCUGCAUUCCCUGAGCAUGAAAUGAGCUCGAUGACAGUCGAGUUUGCCUGCGUUUUCGGGAUCUCGUCUUCCGUCCCCAAGCUGAAAGCAGGCGAGCAAGUGGCCAGCUUCAACAAUGGUAGAUCGUACCUCACAUUUCCCGGGAAAAACGCUAGAAUCUUUUGGUUCCUCCUGCUGAAGCUCGACCGGAAAUACUCGUACUCCAAUGCUCCGCGUUUCUCCUCCACAGACGCCGAGAAGAUAUCUGAGCGGUUUGCCGAUGACCACAUCUGGGACGGAGUGUAUUUCCGAGACAUAUGGAAGAAUAGAGAGGUGUUCUCCUUCGUGAACCUUGAGGAAAAUGUGUUUCGAAAAUGGCAUUGGGAACGGAUCGUCUGCAUUGGUGACAGCAUGCACAAAAUGGCCCCCAAUACAGGCCAAGGGGCCAACUCCGCCAUUGAAGACGCCGCUGCCCUUGUGAAUUGCCUCCACCGGGCUCUUAGAGCAACGCCUGAUGGUUCUACCUUAUCAUCGGCUGAAAUAGAUGGUCUCCUGGCAGAAUUCAAUCGAACCCAAUUUCGCCGGGUACGUGGAAUCUACAAAGGAGCCAGAAUGGUUGUUAGAUUGCAGGCAAGGCAGAACCUGUUCCUCAGGUUGCUCGGACGCUACUACCUUCCCUACGCCGGCGAUGUCUCAGCGAACGCGGCGUCCAAGAUAAUCGCUGGAGCUGAGUACCUGGACUUUUUACCGCUUGCUACCCGCUCAGGGGCCGGAUGGUAUCGAUUCAAGCCAGGUCAGAGUGGAACUGCCUUGAUACCGUGCUUGUAUCCGGUUUUGGCCCUUACGCUGUGUGUCCUUGCUUGGAUCGGGAAUGAUUUUGUCCGAAAUAGAGUUGUGUUUGCUUGA